GAUGCUGGGGGGAAGCCAUCCUGUGACCGGGAGGGGGCACUCCAGGCCUGGGGGAGGGGAUGCCGAGGGGAAGGACGGUGCCCCGGGAGUGAGUCACCGGGGCCUGCGUGGGCCUGAGGCAGAUGCCCGCCUUAACCCGCUCCUGCCUGCGGUCCCCUCAGUAGCAGGCCUGGGGGUGGGGAGCCGGGAUGCCUGAGCCCGGGCACGUGGGGUGCUGCCCCCGGCAUCCUGGGGUGUGGGGCAGGCGGGGGCCGCGGGCGCAGGGGCGGCUGGUGCCGGGUGGGCCGGCGGGGCCGUGGGCAGAAAGGAGUUAACAGGCUGGGGUGUGCCAGGGCUGAGCUCCCUCCAGGAAGUGUUACUCACCGGGAAUGUGACUGCGCCUUCGCUCCCGGCCCUGGAUUCUUAGCUCCAGAGCAAGGAGAGAGGCUCCCAGGGGCCCCCAUGGAGCUCCCCGGGGAAGCCGCCCCCGCCACGGCCGGCGCCCCCGCCAGCCCAGCCAGAGACCCCAUCUACGACAUCCCGGAGGCCGGGGGGCAGCAGGAGGGCCCGUUCCGGGGCCCCGGGCGCCCAGUGAGCCUGCGGGAGCGGCUGCUGAUCACCCAGCCUGUGUGGCUGCAGCUCAGCGCCAACGCCGCCGCCGCCCUCCACGUGCUGCAGAGGGAGCCCCCCGGGACUUUCCUGGUUCGGAAAUCCAACACCCGGCAGUGCAAGGCCCUGUGUGUCCGGCUCCCAGAGGCCCUGGGACCUUCCUUUGUCUCCAGCCACGACAUCCGGGAGAGCCCCGAGGCCGUCUCCCUGGAGGGCUCUGAGCUCCACUUUCCGGACCUGAUCCAGCUCAUCUCCGCCUACUGCCACAGCCGGGACGUCCUGCUCCUCCCCCUCCAGCUGCCCAGGGCCAUCCGCAGAGCCACCACCCACAAGGAGCUGGAGGCCAUCUCUCACCUGGGGAUGGAGUUCUGGAACUCUUCCCUGAACAGCAGGGCCCCCGGGGGCCCGGCAGCCGAGGCCCCCCCGAUUCCCCGCCUGAAGCCCCGGUCCCCCGAGGAGCUGGACCAGGGAACCGGGGGCGCCCUCUGCUUCUUCAACCCCCUGUUCCCCGGGGAUCUGGGCCCGGCCAGGCGCGAGAAGUUCAAGAGGAGCUUCAAGGUCCGGGUGUCCACCGAGACCUCCAGCCCGGCGCCCCCUCGCCCCGUUGCCCCCGUGCGCCCCCCCCGGGGCCCCCCCCAGGGCCCUGCGGGCCCCCACCACCCUGAGGAGGAGAGCCUGGGGCACUGGUCCCGGGAGGCGCCCGCCGUGCCUCCCUCCCUCCUCUCGGAGGUGGACAGCCCCCCAGGCCCCUCGGGAGGAGAGGGGCCCCUGGGGCCCGGCCCCUCCCCGGGCCCGGGCGGGGCGGGCUGCUCCGCCCAGAGCGACGCCUGUGCCUGCUGGCCCGGGAGGCAGGGGCGCGGGCCGUGCCGAGCUGGCCUGGGACACGGAGCUGCCCAGUGGCCAGGACCGCUGACCUGGGGAAAGGGGCCCUGA
This is a messenger RNA of Sarcophilus harrisii (Tasmanian devil), 1521 nucleotides long. It is a transcript of the gene RIN1, whose product is annotated as Ras and Rab interactor 1. The transcript is spliced from 6 exons. The record is from RefSeq and is a predicted model, not a curated record. Lineage: Eukaryota; Metazoa; Chordata; Mammalia; Dasyuromorphia; Dasyuridae. The coding region runs from base 442 to 1521 and encodes 359 amino acids.